Molecule: messenger RNA, 3090 nt
Organism: Aureobasidium namibiae CBS 147.97
Lineage: Eukaryota; Fungi; Ascomycota; Dothideomycetes; Dothideales; Saccotheciaceae
Product: cysteine proteinase
Exons: 1
Coding region: 1-3090 (1029 amino acids)
Biological process (GO): protein deubiquitination
Cellular component (GO): cytoplasm
Molecular function (GO): cysteine-type deubiquitinase activity
Source: RefSeq, a predicted model, not a curated record
AUGGCCGUCCCCGACUUCAGCUCCGCCUCUACUCCGAAUAAGCCAUUCCCGCACAUCGACGACUUGAAAGACAAGGCAAAGAUCAGUUCCGUCGACAAGAACCAGUCUCUCAAUCACCUGCUGGCCGAAGCCGCGACCGCCGUCAAACAAGCCGAAAGUCUUGUCGAGUACCGCCGUCCCGAUCUUGCCUAUGUCGAAUACCUGAGAGCCUUUGAGAUUGCCGUCGCCAUCGUCCCGCAACAUGAGCAGUACCCUGUCUUGAGCAGCCGGCGAGGCUCUCAGUUCAACCAGCACCAGUCCAUCCUCCGCAAGAUUAGCCAACUUGCCGAUCGCUUCGACAAGAUCAAGGAAAUCAUCAUCAACGACAACCGCCGGAAUGCUACCCCCAAAGCCUCCGACCUACCCGUUCGCCGCUCCUCUGUCCAAUCCUCUCAUACUCCCGCUACCAAUGCCAAUGCCGCCCUCGCCGAUCGCUUCGCUAAACUGCGCAUGCAACCCGCUUCCGUCGACACUCCUCUCGCGAGCAGGCGGCUCGACUCUCGUGCAUCCCUGACUUCCAGCAAUGGCUCCAUCACUUCGCCCACCUCCUACAGUAACCGCUCCUCGCUCGACUUCGCCAACUCCUCCUUCGCAAAUGGCUCCUCCAUCAGGCCUGUUGGUCCACGCCAGAUGCCCAAUGGUGCCUCAGGCCACCCCUUCGCCAACCGCAUGACUCUCGACACGUCUGUCACCGAUGCCUUGCCAACGGCUCCUGCUCCUACCUAUAGUCCAGCACGCAACAUGAACACACCAAGCCAUAUCGAUCCUCCGAGGACCACUGCUCGUAGUAUGGUUGGAUCCGGUGGAAGGAACAACUCAGUCGCUUCAGUCGCCUCUUCUUACGCACCAGGAAAUGAUGGAGAAGAAUCACCAGGCUAUUUUCCUCGCAUGUCACAAGACCGGCCUCCAGCAGGCCCGCCUCGAAGAAAAUCUGUACAUCGUCCAACGGAAUUACGCAUCGGUCCUGAGCGCCUCUACGACUAUCUGAAAAUGCACAGCGUCUUGUUGAUCGAUGUUCGAAAUCGACAGGACUUUGACGAAGGCCAUAUAUACGCUCAGUCUAUUAUCUGCAUCGAACCCGCUGCGCUCGAGCCCAACAUGUCUGCCGAACAACUCGAGGACGCUCUCAUUCUGUCGCCAGAUGCCGAGCAACUCAUGUUCUACAACCGCCACAAGUACGAUAUCGUUGUUUACUACGAUCACGACAUCUCAUCCGAGAGUUUUAUCCAUCGUCCGGCGUCAGAAAGAGAAAGAUACCUGAAGUACUUGUACGACGCACUCUACGAGUUCAACUCGGAAAAGCCUCUACAACGACCCCCAAUCUUGUUGAUGGGUGGUAUCGAAGGCUGGGCAGACUUGGUUGGUGACCAAGCACUGAAAAGAACAAAUACUGUCGCACAGCAAAAGUCUGGCCGUCCAAUCAGACGGGUGCCCGUGGCUAGCAAAGAGUCGAGGUUGUAUGUCCCCAAAAAGCGACUACGAGAUUACAACCCGCUCGAUGCCGAAGAAGAGAGGAAAUGGCAUGAGAGAGCUCGUGUUGAGAGCGUGGUUGUUGAACGAAAACCUUCACUUGACGAGGGAGACGAGCCGUGGCAGUCUGAGAAUGGCACACCAUCGUAUCAGGCUAUUGAGGAGUUUAAUCGUAGAUUCCCAGAAGCCGGCACUCUCGAGCAACGAUACGGAGUCCAACAACAUCCCGCAUCGUUACUACCAGCACGACCGCAGCAAGCACCAUCAUACCCGACACCUCCUCCAAAAUCCGCCAUGCCUUCGAUACCGUCAAGGCCAGUUCCUGCCGCAGCUCGUGUGUCGUAUAGCGGUGUUAGUGAUCACCGUGCUGUAUCAGCUCAAAGCACCGGCUCCACAUCCACGGACCUCGCACCAUACGUGCCUCCGAAGUACCUUCCAUCCAAUCUACGACUACCACGAACCGGUCUCGUCAACUUUGGCGUUACCUGUUACAUGAACGCAACGAUCCAAGCUCUUUCAGCGACUACCCCUCUAACACUAUUUUUCCUGGACGACAGAUUCAAGACGUUGGUGCAGCGAGACAACUGGAAGGGCAGCAAGGGUGUGUUACCUGAGCUGUACGCAAACUUGAUCAGAAGCAUCUGGAAAGGAGAUGUCGAGGCAAUCCGCCCAAGCACAUUACGUUCGUUCUGUGCUCGUCUCAACAGCGAGUGGGGCAUUGAUCGUCAACAAGAUGCAAAAGAGUUCUUCGAUUUCUUGGUAGAUUGUCUACAUGAAGAUCUGAACAAGAACUGGGCAAAGACACCACUCAAGGCACUGACAGCAGAUCAAGAAGCCACACGCGAAAAGAUGCCCAAGCCGAUAGUUUGUCGGACCGAAUGGGGCAGAUAUACGCAUCGCGAGCAAUCUUAUCUCACACAACUCUUUGGCGGUCAACACGCCUCUCGCCUACGAUGCACGACCUGUCAUUUCACGUCCACCACUUAUGAAGCAUUCUACAGCAUCUCGGUUGAGAUUCCACGUUCUGGUUCUGCCAGUAUCCAAGAUUGCCUGAGGUCAUACUGCGCAGAAGAAAGACUAUCUGGUGAUGAAGUCUGGAAAUGCCCACGCUGCAACCGCGAACGCGAAGCCACAAAGGAGAUUACAAUCACCCGCGCACCCCAGUUCCUCGUCGUCCACUUCAAACGAUUCAGCGCCGGCAGAGGCGAAUCUGCCCGCAAGGUCCGUACACCGAUUGGCUUUCCCCUCAAGAAUCUGGACAUGUCGCCAUACAUGCUGCCCUCGCCGUCCGAAAAAGAUGCUCAUCUCAUUGCAAAACAAUAUGGUGCCGAUGCCAUGAAGCCUGAUCCGACGAUGCAGCCACCAUAUCUUUAUGAUGCGUAUGCCGUCAUGAGACAUAUUGGUACCACGUUGACGUCUGGUCAUUAUACAUGUCUUGCCAAGGAUCGACCCAGAGGUUGUUGGAGACAAUUCAAUGAUACGUGGGUUGGUGACUUUGAUCCUGAGAGGCUGAGUGAGAGGGAUCGCUUGCAGAAUGAGAUGGCAUACAUAGUGUUUUACGAGCGAAAGGUGACGAGUUAA